AUGAUCGGUAUGAGCGGCCCUUACAUUACUGCCAUCGCCCUUGUGGCACUCGCCUGCUCCCGGGCUGUAAUUUGCUCUGGUCAGCAGGCGCAGGUCGUGGAGCCAGAGGAGGGGGCGAGUUUGAGCCUCGGCCUCUUUGCCUCGGAGCAGGAUGCUGCGAAGGCCUACGAUUGCGGCCUCCUCGCCCUCCAGGCAAGCGAGGCACCAGUGAACUUUCCCGGCAAGAAGUACAAGCAGGGCGAUAUCGAGCAGGUCGCCGACGAGCUGGAGGACGUAUGGUUUCCGCGGCAUUCCGCGAGGUUCAUGGGAGUGUACCGAACUCUCACCAGCACGAAGUGGCGAGCCGAGCUUGAGAUUUACAACGUCAAGCAGUUCCUCGGCAGCUUCGAUGACGAAGAAGAGGCGGCUCGAGCAGUGGACGCUGCCAUCCGCAGCACGGGUGCUGAGAAGGCUCUUCAGCUUCGCAUGCUCAACUUCUGUACCGACGCGGACUAUUUCGAGGAGGAUUCCUGGGAGGAGGAAGCAGUGCCCAGAGGGGCGUCAUCUCGCUUUAUGGGCGUCACCUACCACCAGCCUAGCGGCCAAUUCUUGGCCAGAUUUGGUCGAAGGCACCUCGGACUGUAUGAUGAGGAGGACGAUGCUGCGCGUGCCUUCGACAAGGCACAUCGCGGUGUUCCUCUGGGGAUUUCGUUUUCGGAGUUGAAAGAAGCGGGACAGUCUCAGAGCCUGCCCUGUCAUGAUGAAGCCUUGGAGGGAGUUCCCUUUAUUGAGCCACGAGCUACGGACGUCACAUCCCUGCACUUGAAACAAACAUCGCAUGGAGGAUAUUACAGCAUGCACAUACAUCGCGGAGAAGCGGAGAGGGUUGGAGUCAGUUCCGGGCCCGCAGAGGGGCCUUUCAGGCGCCUGAGCGUGUCUACGGAUGAAAAGGAGUGCCAGAUGCUAACGGUCCGUGCGGCGAACUUUAUAGCCCGGCGGUAG
Symbiodinium sp. CCMP2456 is the source of this 981-nucleotide messenger RNA. The record is from the annotation of a GenBank genome assembly. Lineage: Eukaryota; Dinophyceae; Suessiales; Symbiodiniaceae.